Messenger RNA from Aphanomyces astaci, 1707 nucleotides. RefSeq lists its product as hypothetical. The record is from RefSeq and is a predicted model, not a curated record. The coding region runs from base 1 to 1707 and encodes 568 amino acids. Gene Ontology annotation, molecular function: serine-type endopeptidase activity; protein binding. Gene Ontology annotation, biological process: proteolysis. Gene Ontology annotation, cellular component: extracellular region. Lineage: Eukaryota; Oomycota; Saprolegniomycetes; Saprolegniales; Verrucalvaceae. The transcript has a single exon.
AUGGUUCAGUCCCAGUUUAUUGCCCUCGCCGCCCUCGCCGCCACUGCCGUCACCGCCGCCACGGACAAGAUCUCGGUCCAAGUGCAUCGCAACUUGGAAAUCGCCGAGCAGUCGAAUAUCGUGGUGAAAUUUUACUGUGACGAGGCCCUCACCACCCACCACCGCCGACUCAAGAGCGGCGCGUCUCGCACCGAAACCAUCGAGUCACUGGUUGAUUCGUUGAAGGAGCACACCGCAAAAUCUCAGGCGUCGGUCAAGUCGCUCCUGGCCAACCAAGUUAAAUCGACGGCUGUGGAAGUGGUGGGUACUACAUGGAUCCAAUGUUCCAUGUACAUCAACAACGCCCCCACCGACCUCGUCUACAAGUUCGCGGCGUUGCCGGAAGUCAAAUCCAUUUACGAGCCAGUUACAAUGACACUCAGUGAAACCCAAAGCAAUGACAAACCAGCAAGUGCUGUGAAUGAUGACAUCGCAUGGGGGGUCAAGCAGAUCCAAGCGCCGGCUCUGUGGGCCAAUGGCAUCGAAGGCGAAGGCAUUGUCGUGGCCAACAUCGACUCCGGUGUUCGAUAUACCCAUGAGUCGUUGGAGUCAAACUGGCGAAGAGAAUACGGUUGGUUCGACCCGUACAACAAGACAAACCACCUUCCUGACGACCUGAGGGGCCACGGUACUGCCGUCAUGGGCAUUAUGGUGGGAACGAAAGGUAUUGGUGUCGCCCCCAAAGCCAAGUGGAUUGCGUGCAAAUGGUGCAACAACGGUUGCAAUGAACUCAUGAUGGUGAAAUGCGCCCAAUUCCUGCUUUGUCCCCACAACAACGACGGCAACAAAUGCGACCCCAGCAAGGCCCCUCAUGUGAUCAACGGCAGCUUUGGAAGGCACACCAGGAACUUUUCUUUGGAAGAUAUCAUUGCAAAGUGGAGAGCAGCGGGAAUCAUUCCCGUAUUUGCGAACGGCAACCACGGCCGUGAAGGCUGUACGUAUUCAGCUUAUCCUGGCAUGUCUCCUCAAGUGAUUGCUGUCGGCCACACUGACUCCAACGAUUUUUUGGCGUUGGAUUCAAGUUUGGGACCUUCCAUCUUGAACAAAACAAUCGUCAAACCCGACAUAUCGGCUCCUGGUGAAAACAUCCGUUCCGCAGGACACUUGGGUGACGAUAGUUUCAUCUCGCAAUCUGGCACGAGCUUGGCCGCGCCUCAUGUUGCUGGAGCCAUCGCCUUGUACUUGUCUGCCAACAAUGGCGCCUCGUACGACCAAGUGUACAGGGCCCUGACCGAGCAUGCGGACACGGACACGUUAACUCCACCCAACAAGACCUGCGGUGGCAUUCCCAACACGCAGUAUCCCAACAACCUCUUUGGCCACGGCCGCUUGAACAUCUUCGAGGCCGUGGCUGCUAGCAUCCGCGGCCUGAUUCUUCCCCCGCCAUCCGAGUCCACCCAAGUCCUGAACCCGACCGAUGACCUAAGCACGUGUGGCACCUUGGAAGACAACACGCACUAUAUUGGCGGCGACUUAGCUUCGUUCAAUCUGACGACUGUUGAAUCCUGCUGCGCUGAAUGUAAAAAGACACCGCGAUGCAAAGCGUUUGUGUGGUAUACCCUCAACGGUGGCUUGUGUUGGCUCAAGGACACCCAGGGGCGAAAGGUGCAUGUGGACGGAGCCAAGGCUGGCGUGCUACCAGCCCCAGCCUCGGAACGACGGCCGUAG